AUGGAUAGAUUAAGAAAUUUGUGACGAGAAGAAGACAUUGGAUGCCAUUAUCAAGUAUCAAAACACUUUGCUUUUUUCCAUCUGGCUAUAUUAUUAAUCAUGUGGUGCUUAAAUAGUAUUUUCGAGACCAAAAACUCUUUGUUAACUUUUUAUUGUUUACCAGUAAUUACAUUCCAGGGUUUAUUAAGCUUAUUGUUCAGAUUUGCCGAAAGUAAAUCUAUGUCUACUAAAUGCUUAGUCUCAAUCUUCACAUCGGAAUGCAAUUUCACGGUUUGGUAUCUUAUGAGCUUUUAUGAAGAAAAUCAAAAUAAAAUACUAUUUGCGAUAGCAUCUUUUGCUGGGCUAAAUGUCAUAGAAAUGCCUUUUAUUAAAUCUUUUUGGAUUAGAGUGCUGCUGAUUUUUAAGCAUCAUUUUCUGUGGCAUUUUAUUCCAAAAUUCACUGGGAAUAACGGGUCUGAUAUUUAUUCAGAAUCCAAUUUUAUGCCAAUUAUCGCGAUAUUUUUAUGUGAAUGGCGUGUAUAUAUGAUGAGGGAAAAAUCAUAUGAAAGAUUCGUUUCGAGGGUAAAUCUCGAAAAAGCUGAAAAAAGAUUAACUUCCCCCCUUUAAAUUGGAACAAAAUAUACAUAAAAUUUCAAAUUUUUUUGGUAAAUUAACCCCCUUUAAAUUGGAACAAAAUUCAAUUUUUAUAAUAAAAAAUUUAUAGAUAAAAAUCAUAAUUUUUAUGUAAAAAGUUUUGAUAUAAGUAAAAUGCUUCUUCUUAACUAAAAUUAAAAAAUUUAGUUAUAUCUUGCUCUUGUUUUUAGGAGAGAGUAUAAAGAGCAUCUUAUUUAAAUAAAUUUAUUAUCCUUAAUUGAUAAAUUUUUGUAAAACAAUUUUUUUUAUUUUAGAUAAAAAUAAUAUUUUUUAUUUAAAUAAUUUUUGAUAUAAAUUCAAUGCGAAUGUUUACAAAAAGUCAAAAUUUACUUAUUUCUUGCUUUAUUUUAAAAGAAUAAAAUAUAAAUAGCAUCUUAUUUAAACAAAAUUAGCACUUUAAUCGAUAAAUUUUCUAAAAUUUUUUUUUUAAUUUUUUAUUUUAUCAAUAAAAAUAAUAAUUUUUGUUGAUACCAAUUAAUAGUUGCGUAUUGACUAAGAGUUAGAUAGGAUGACUGGAACGGCUUGCCGGCAAGCCAAAAAAGCCCCGUUCCAGUCAUCCUAUCUAACUAUAAUAAAAAUUUAGUUGUAUCUUGCUUUGUUUUAAAAGAUAAAGAGUAAAUAGCAUUUUUAUUAAACAAAUUUAUUAAUCUAAUUCGAUAAGUCUUUGAAUUUUUUUUUUAAAACAUUUCUUAACAUUUCAAUUGGAGCAAAAUUUUUUGUUCCAAUUUAAAUGAGGGGGGAGUAAAGCUUAUUUUUAAUCUAUUUUCAGACGGGAUUUUAAUAAUUUCAGAGCAAAAAGAAGUCUUAUUUUCGAAUUUGAAUUUGACCAAGCUUUUAAAUUGUAGCAUUGAAGAAGUGAUUUCGUUUUUGACGAAUACUGAAUAUUGCCAAGGAAGAAAACAGUCAAAUUUAUCAAAUACAAAUAAGCUUAUUGAUGAUAUUAACCUUAUCAGGACAUUAGAUAUGAAUCAAGAAAUUAAUCUCGGAUUAAGCCAGCAUGGAGAUUUAUAUAUAGGAUGAAGAGGACAAAGAAUUUUAUGAGAAGAACAAGAUGCAGUCCUUUUAACUGUAAGCAACGCUAAUCAUAUUAUUGAAUAUGAAAAAACAGUUUCAGAUAGCAAGCUGAAAAAUGUUCUUUUAAGGUCGAUUUCUCAUGAAUUGAGAACGCCAAUAAAUUCAAUCAUAUUUUUGGUAGAAUCUAUCAAAGAAGAGUAUUCAGCAUCAGGUAAUGAAAAAUUACAAAGCAAGCUGAAUAUAAUUUCUGUUUCAUCGAAAAUCCUAUUAUCAUUAGUUAAUGAUUUGCUUGAUUAUUCUAAAAUAUUGGCUGGAAUAUUUUCAGCACAAAAAACAGAUGUUUCGCUAUGGAAUUUUAUUCAUGAAACAGUUCAGCUAAUUCAAAUUCAAGCAGAAAAGAAAGGUUUGAAUGUUUUCAUAAGGAUAGAUCCAAAUUUGCCAAGUCAUGUUUUCACCGAUCCUUUAAGACUUAGUCAAAUUUUGCUUAAUUUGCUAAUUCCGAAGAGUAAUAAAUAGAUUUUUUCAUUAUAUUUUAUUAUCUAUAAACACAAAUUUAUUCUAAAUUUCUUUAACAGAAUAUAUAAAAUCUUUGAAAUUGCUUUCAUUUUCCCUAUGAUACUAUUUCAAAAUACUUAAAAAUAAAGGCAAGAAUUGGAAAAAAAAUUAAAAAUGCUUGGGAAACAAAUGGUCAGGUAGUAAGCAAUGCACUUAAAUUUACUCUAAAAGGCUGCAUAGAGAUUUGCUGCAUUCUUGAUAAAAAUCAACAACUCAAAAUUACUGUAAAAGAUACUGGUAUUGGAAUUACAAAAGAUAAACUUAGAGAUUUAUUUAAAGAAUUUGCAACACACUUUGAUAGUGCUUUAAACCCAACCGGAUGUGGGCUAGGUUUAUUUAUAUCAAACAUUAUAGCCAAAGAAAUAGGUUCAAAAACAAUUGACGUUAAAUCAGUGCCAAACGAAGGUUCCAUUUUCAGUUUUUCUAUUGAUAUUUUUCGAAAUUUCCCUCCAGCUCAAACGUUCAUUGACGAUGAUUCUACAUCAGAUAAUAUUUUUGAAGAAAAAGCCUUAAUAAUGACCAAGGAUUUCAAUAAGGUAAUUAAAAAUCUUACUUACUUAGUUACUUGACAUUUAAGGUGUCUAGUGCCCACUCCCCAUAGUUAAAUAGGGACUAAGCCAACUUGCGACAUCACCAAGCCAUCUUGGAAUCACGGUUACUGUCCACCGACUAAGCCUUCUACGAAGCUCAUCCUUCAGUCCGCCGCACAUCUCACCCGGUGCAUUGCAGAUGCCUCGCCCUGAUUCAGCUCCUGCGCGUGUUCCGCCUAAGGGCAUCCUCCCUUGGGGAUGUGCUAAGAGGUAAAACUCUGAGCCUCUUGAAUGCACUGAGAAGCAGUUCCUUUGGUUAUCCCUAAAGUCAAACUGCUGCUGCUUUGCAGAAGUUCUUGAGAGAAAACCCAACUCCAUAAAUAAAAUUCCAUGAGGGAGAAAAAUUUAUCAAAGCUAAUUUCUCUCGAACCGAAUUCCAUUUUAUUUAUAGAUAAUUAAAAAUCAAUUUACUCAAGUCUUGAUUGCUGACGAUAAUGACUUUAACCGCAUAGUACUCGGAACCUUGCUUUCUAAUUACAAUAUUCUUUACCACGAAGCAUGCUCAGGAAAACAAGCUGUAAAGUAUGUGCAGGAUAUGGACGAAAAAAAGAAACCCUAUAAGCUUAUUAUUAUGGAUGGUAGCAUGCCUGAGCUAAAUGGUUGAGAAGCUUCUAGGGCUAUUCUUGACCUAUAUGCUGAAGGAAAAAUAUCCAGUCUGCCUAUAAUUAUUGGAUACACAGCAUUUACAUCAGAUAUCGAAUUAUCACUUUGCAUCAGGUCUGGCAUGAAAGAGUGUAUUAUAAAGCCAUGCAAUUCUGAGCUUUUAAUCAGCAAAAUUAAGCAUUAUUUGCCAAGAUAA
This is a messenger RNA of Blepharisma stoltei, 3591 nucleotides long. NCBI's taxonomy places the organism in Eukaryota, Ciliophora, Heterotrichea, Heterotrichida, Blepharismidae. The record is from the annotation of a GenBank genome assembly.